Molecule: messenger RNA, 3711 nt
Organism: Mauremys mutica (yellowpond turtle)
Lineage: Eukaryota; Metazoa; Chordata; Testudines; Geoemydidae
Product: transcription factor E3-like
Exons: 10
Coding region: 188-1858 (556 amino acids)
Biological process (GO): humoral immune response; regulation of transcription by RNA polymerase II; positive regulation of DNA-templated transcription
Cellular component (GO): nucleus
Molecular function (GO): RNA polymerase II cis-regulatory region sequence-specific DNA binding; protein dimerization activity; DNA-binding transcription factor activity, RNA polymerase II-specific
Source: RefSeq, a predicted model, not a curated record
CCGGGAUGAGGCAAUAACUCUCCGGCCGGGUGUUUAUCGGCCGCGAUCGGGGCUCGGGGGGUCCCGCACCAGAGCCAGCAGCCGCCCGCAGCCCCGCCCGAGGCCCAGCGCCCCCCCGGGGCAGGACCCGUCCAGCCGGGAGCCCCGCUCGCCCCCCCGGGCCGGGAGCCCUGCGGGGGGGGGGAGGAUGUCGCAUGGGGCGGGGCAGGGGGCCCGGGAUUCCGACCCCCAGCGGGGCCCCCCGACCGUCUACGUCCUGCUAGAGGGACCCCGCACGGCCGAGGCCGUCCAGGUGCUGAGCCUCGAGUCUUUGCUCCCCGAGUCGGGCAUCGUCGCGGACAUUGACUUAGAGAACGUCUUCUCCUUGGCCGGGGACAACUUCUACGAGCUGAAAAGCCAGCCCAUCUCCGGGAGGUCCCCCAUGUCUCUAACCCUGUCUGUCUCUCCCAGCCCCCCGGCUGCCCCCCUGCAGCCGCCGGCCCCCCCAGCCCCAGGGGACCCCCCCGGCCCCAGCAUGUCGUCGUCGCGGGUGCUGCUGCGGCAGCAGCUGAUGCGGGCGCAGACCCAGGAGCAGGAGCGGCGGGAGCAGCAGCAGGCGGCCCAGUUCCUGCCCCCCAACUCCGCGCCCCCCACUCCGGCCAUCUCCGUCAGCAGCCCCCUGCCCCGCCCCUCCGCCCAGGUCCCGGUGGAGGUGCUGAAGGUCCAGACCCACCUGGAGAACCCGACUCGGUACCACAUCCAGGCGGCCCAGCGGCAGCAGGUCAAGCAAUACCUCUCCACCACCAUGGGCAACAAGCUGGCCGCCCAGGCCGUGGCCGGCUCCAGCCCCGGGGCCCCCGCCCGCUCCCCCCAGGCUGCCUCGGCCCCCGAGCCCCACAGCCUGCCCCCCCGGCAGCAGCCCGCCUCGGGCCCCGGCAGCGCCCCCAACAGCCCCAUGGCCAUGCUGCACAUCGGCUCCAACUCGGAGAAGGAGAUCGAUGAUGUCAUCGAUGAGAUCAUCAGCCUGGAGUCCAGCUACAAUGACGAGAUGCUGAACUACAUGUCCGUGGACGGGGGGCUGCAGCUGCCCAGCACGCUGCCGGUGGCCGGGAACCUGCUGGAGAUUUAUAGCAGCCCGGGACUCCCGGACCCAACCGUCCCGGUCAGCAACUCCUGCCCCGCCGACCUGCCCAACAUCAAGACAGAGAUGUCAGAGAAUGAAGCCAAAGCGCUGAUGAAGGAGAGGCAGAAGAAAGACAAUCACAACCUGAUUGAAAGACGCAGACGCUUCAACAUCAACGACCGAAUCAAGGAGCUGGGAACCCUCAUUCCCAAAUCCAAUGACCCGGAGAUGCGCUGGAACAAAGGAACGAUCCUGAAGGCCUCCGUGGAUUACAUCCGCAAGCUGCAGAAGGAGCAGCAGCGCUCCAAGGAGAUGGAGCUGAGACAGCGCAAGCUGGAGCAAGCGAACCGCAGCCUGCAGCUCCGGGUGCAGGAGCUGGAGAUGCAAGCCCAGCUGCACGGCUUGCCCCUCACCUCGCCGGCAGGGCUGCUGCCCCUGGGGGGCUCUGGGGAGGGUGCCAAGCCGGAGGGCCCCGGACCCCCUCCAUUCCUGGGGGGCCCCUCCUGCGCCCCGGCUCCCGCUUCUUCCGCCACCUGCCUCCUGGACCUGGCCUUCCCCUCGGAGGAGCUGGGGGACGCCGGGCUGGGCUUCCCCCUGGGGCUGGGGGUUGAUGGGGGCCUGGAGGACAUUCUCAUGGAGGACGGGGGGCCCCUGUCGCCCCUGGGGGCCUCCGACCCCCUGCUCUCGUCCCUCUCCCCCGGCGCCUCCAAAGGCUCCAGCCGCCGCAGCAGCUUCAGCAUGGAGGAGGAUUCCUGAUCCUGGUCCCGCCCCUCUGGGGUGGGAGGAGCCAGGGGAGCCACACCUCUAAUCCCAUCGGGCUCCACCCCCUGGCUGUCUCCAGGCUCCGCCCCCCUCUUUUAUAGGCUCCGCAAGCUCCUCCCUUUCUCUCCACUUUCGCUCCAUGGGCGGCGCCCCAGGCUCGUAAGCCCCUCCCUCUCAGCUCAAGCUCCACCCCAUUGUAUAGGCCCUGCCCCAGCUGUCUGUGCACAGCGCCAGAGUUCCAAAAGCUCCACCCCCUCCUCAAGCCCCUCCCCAUCACAUAGGCUCCACCCCUUUCAGCAGCAGGGACUGGGCCUCAGAGUUUCAGACUCUGCCCCUUUUACCCUCCCUCUCCGCCCUGUUGUGUAGGCCCCGCCCCUUGUGUGUUCCCAAGCUCCACCCCUUUUCUAGUCCCCCCCCACAUGUGGAAGCCCUGCCCUCUCCAGACCACACCCCUUUUACAUAGGCCCCACCUCUUAUUUGCAGUCCACACCCCUUUUUGACAGGCUCCGCCCCUUCCUUUCACACUCUUCCCCCUCCCCAUUUGUUCUCUUCCUUAAUGGAUAACGCCCCACAUCCCCCUCUCCCCCACGCACACGCCUCCCCUAAACUACCCCUCCCUUCCCCCCCCAACCUUGAUUGUGGAGCAUCAGGGGACCCCUCCCUGCAGCCUACUUGAGGGUCAGGGGGCCCCGUGGCCUCUCCCUAACAGGCUGUGUAUGUGGGGGUGCUUGUGAUUGGGGGAGCCCCCAAAAGGAGCUAUUCCCCACAGCUGUGUUAAUAUCGGGGUUCGUCCGAGCCCACACUGUGAACCCAAGAGGGACAAAAUUGGGGUGUGGCCAUUGGGGGAGGGAGCUGAUUGGCCCCCAAACGGCCCCUCCAAACCAGUGGGUGUCAGCUCAUUCCCAAGGGGGCUGUCCACCCCAAUUUUGGGAUGGGGGUGUCCCUAUUUCCGGCUUCUUCCAAUACAUUUCCCCCUUCUUCUGACGGUGUACUCCCAAAAUCUGCUUCAUGGAGGAGGGCUAUGUAUGAGGGGUCCCUUGGAUAAAACAGGUGUACCCCCAAACUUGUACUCCUGGGGUGUCUAGCUAUGGGGUGUCCUCACCCAAAUGCACCCCAAAAUCUGCUCUACUGAGGGAAUAAAAAGAGGUGCUCCUUCAGAAAAUGGGGUACAGAGGGAAUGAAAUAGCUGUAAGCCAAAUCCUGCAAACCUUGGGGAUCAACUACUAAUGGGGUCCUCUCUUUUGGGGGGGGUGCAUAAAAAUGUCAAACACCCACAUUUAUCUCCCCCAAAUUGGCUGCUAUUUUGGGGUGACAUUUGGAGGAGUGACUCACGGGCUCUAACCUUCCAUGGCCCCCCAAAAGUGUGGCACCCCAAAAACACACGAGCAGGGGGAGUCACUGUUGAGUCCUGUCCUUUCCAUAGCCCCAUUGUGUAUAUGUCCCCUAAAUAAGGGUGAGAGUGUUUUUGGGGGGUCUAUGUCUUGUGGGGGACUCAUGCAGAUUUUGGAGGGACACGGUGGGAGGGAAUUUUUUUAAAUGCUUUUAUUUUAUACAAAUCCUAUUUUUUUUAAGAGAAAAUUAUAACCCUUUCCUGGCCCAUACAAAUCUGGGGUUCAGGGGAUUCUCAUUUGCCUUUCCAUACUCCCUGCCCAGCCCACCACCACCAACCCCCACAGGCAUGAAGGAUCCCCCUUAAUUUCCCCUCUAGGGGGCAUCAGCUCCCCUCCAGCCCCAGUGCAGUGGGCUGGCUGGCUCAGGGGGGCAGGAAAUGGGGCAUGGGGCCUGUCCCCUCUAGGGGGCACCAGCUCCCAUCUGGCCCCAGGGUAGGGCACUGGCUGGCUCAGGGG